GCAAUGUGAUGCACAAAUUCACCCGUCCCGGUGUUUUCAUGGUUGGAGUGGAGUGCACUACCAGUGAUUGGCAUGUCACAGCUCAGAAGGCCAUUACCAUUCAGGAGCCCGUUGGAGAGUUCGGGGGCAUUAAGUGUUAUAGCAGGAAUGUGUCAACGGAAGGCACUGAAUGCAAUGUGCACAGUGGUACACCUGUUCAGAUCCAGGUGACGCUACGGGCAGGUACAAAUGUUUCCUACACAAUUCAGCAUAAAGGCUAUGUGGUUGCGAACUUGUCGGUGGAGAAUGGGAGCACCCCACACAACAUGACACUGAGUGGAAGUGCGGCGGAAAAGCUUGGACACGGCUGCCACAACCUGAUUCUAGCCGCCUCUAACAAUGUCACGGCCCAAGCGGUGUCCGCUGACCUGAAGCUGUGUUUGCUGGAGCCCAUUGACGGCCUGCAGGCCUCGGUGGUAGCGAAGGAAGAUGUGUGUCCAGACUCUGAUCUCAUCAUCGGUGUUUUCUCGCGGCACAAUCUCCGAGGCUAG
This is a messenger RNA of Pungitius pungitius (ninespine stickleback), 530 nucleotides long. RefSeq names its product polycystin-1-like protein 2. The transcript has 3 exons. The record is from RefSeq and is a predicted model, not a curated record. Bases 9 to 530 code for a protein of 173 amino acids. Lineage: Eukaryota; Metazoa; Chordata; Actinopteri; Perciformes; Gasterosteidae.